Messenger RNA from Glycine soja, 2223 nucleotides. RefSeq lists its product as uncharacterized. The transcript has a single exon. The coding region runs from base 110 to 1930 and encodes 606 amino acids. Gene Ontology annotation, molecular function: protein binding. NCBI's taxonomy places the organism in Eukaryota, Viridiplantae, Streptophyta, Magnoliopsida, Fabales, Fabaceae. The record is from RefSeq and is a predicted model, not a curated record.
CAACCAAUAUAUAAUUAAUCCUUGGAUUCGAUGUGCAUGUCACUUUCACAAAACCAAACCAAAGCCUAUCCUAAAACACUUCCAUUUUCUUUCCACAGAUUAACACCUUAUGGAGUACCAACUCCCACAAAAUCCACCCACCAACACCAAAACUCAUAAGUCGACACCUCCUAUUCCAACAUACACUAACAACUACUGCUCUUGCUUCUUCUGCAUCAUCAUGUCUGAAACAGUUCCUCCCCUCAGAAGAGCGAAAAUCGCUCGCUACUUCAAACAAAUGCCUCUCACAGACGACCAAGAACACAUCCUCGCGUUAAGUGGCCUCUGGAAAAUCGCCAUAACUAACCCCAAUGAUCCAGAGUUUCCUUCCCUUGGUAUCUUCAGAUGCAUGGCCAAACUGAUUCAAAAAGGAGUGAAUCACAAAGAUUGGCUUCUUAGGGGUCAGAACAUGUAUAUCCCUUAUUAUGCAGCGCAUAUCAUUGGUUCUUACACCAUGAACAAAGCCAAGUUCGCUGAUAAAGCUGUUAAGUUCAACGUGGUUCCGCCGCUGAUGGAGCUUCUCCGUGGCAAGAUUAGUUGGGUUGAGCAAAGAGUUGCACUUCGCGCACUGGGUCAUUUGGCCAGCCAUGAAGCAACUUUUGAAGCCGUUUCGGAACACGAAGCUGAAGUGGUAGAAGCAGCCAUUAAAAUAGCUUCCACGUGCCUAAAAGAGGUGUUUGAAAAGUUCGUUGUGUUGAAGGAAUCGGAGAGAUUGGAGUACCACAGAAACUUGCUCACAAGAGGGCAUGCAGACUUGGAAUUAGAGAACAGAAAAGCAGAAGAAUGGGCCAGCCAGCUCCAGUGUUGGUCUCUCUACCUCCUUGAUUGCUUUGCAUGUAGAGAAAGAUCUAUGGGACUAAUCUGCAAAAAGAAAUUCUUGAAGGACUUGUGUGGAAUGUGGGGUGGUUUAGCAAACCCAACAUCACCUUCUGGAAUAGGACUUCUCAGUACUCUGUGUGGCACCCAAAUAGGGAGAGAAAGUGUUGCAGAUUUGGAAGAAGUUGUAGUGAAUCUUUGUAAUGUGUCAAGAUCCUCAGAUGAUAGGCAACACAUGGCAAUCGAUAGUCUCUUGCAACUUCUCAGAGAUCCAGUUACAAGAUAUAAAGUAAUAGACACCACUGUUCCAGUUCUUGCUGAUUUGGUUGAGCUAAGAAGUUUGGGAGGGAAACCCAACGUUGGACAAGAAAUCAUGCAAACUCUCUUACAGGAUUACCACAAAGUCAAGUUUGGUGAGCUGAAGUUGAAGAGUGAAAAAACCAAGAGAGCAUUAGAAGAGUUAUGGGACUUGAAGGUGGAAAGGGUCAAAAAACAAAGCCUAAUGAGUGAGCAAGAAAUAAGAGAAAAAGAAGUGUUGGCAGGUAUUUUGAAACAAGAAGGGAAUCGUGAAUUUGGGUCAAGGGAGAUUGAAAAGGCUGUGGUGAAGUACACAGAGGCUUUGGAUUUGUGUCCAUUAAAGUCUAAGAAAGAGAGAAUAGUGCUUCAUAGCAAUAGAGCUCAGUGUCACUUGCUUCUUAGAGAUCCAGAAGCUGCACUUAGUGAUACAACUCGAGCACUGUGUCUAUCGAGUGUGGCGAGAACUGCGUGUCUUCAUAGCAAGAGUUUGUGGAGAAGAUCACAGGCUUAUGACAUGAAGGGGCUCGCCAAGGAGAGUUUGAUGGAUUGCUUAAUGUUCAUUAGCAAUCGAUUUGGGUCUUCUACACAGAGAAAGGGAUUCAAGAUCCCACACUACGCAGCACGAAUGGUUAACAAACAGAUGAACGCCACGUGGCUCUUUGCUUCAGCCAAGUCGAGUUGGAAAAAAGUUGCUCGCGAAGAAGUGAAAGAAUUUAUGGUCCAAAAUAAAAUUGAUUCUCUCAGGUUGAGGAAGAAAACGAGGAGGAGAACAUCGUAAUUAAGGUUGAGUCGUUGUAGAAGGGUGUUGUUUGGUGUCUGGAAAAAUUGUCUUGUGUUGUUUCCCGUGUUGUGGGAUAGUGAUAUGGUAUGUAAAAGCUCAUGCAUGGUACUGUUGAAUAGUUAUUGUACCGGCGAGGGGUAGGUAUUCGGUACACUUGUUAGACGGACAUACAUGAUUACAUACUUAAUAUGGUUAUUUAUUUAGGAAAAAUAAGCAUUUCACAGUUAGAGCCUUAGAGGAUAUAUAUACAUGUAUCCGUAACAAAAAAAAAAGAGAUUUUUCUUUCUUCA